CACCGCCGGUGGCAGCGGGGGGGGGUGCCAGCCCGGCUCUGGGCGUCUGCAACCGGCAGCGGGACCGCGACGGAGCCGCCGGUACCGGCUCUUCAACGCCGGUACCGCCACCGGUACCGGCAGCGCUCCGGCCCGGCUAUCCCGGCAGCGGCAUCAGUCCCUGGAUCCCGGCACCAGGACCGACCGGCCUCGCUGGCACCGGCACCGUCACUGCCGCGGGCACUGGCUCUUCUUCCCCGGCACAAGGUCCGGUGUCUCCGGCACCGGGACUGACCCCUCGUUAUCCUCCCCUGGCACUGGGACCACUCCGAUUCCCCGGCAUUGCUCGUCCUUCUCCUCCACCGGGACCGACCGACCCUUCCCGGCUCCCCGGGCCCCCCGCCUGCCGCAGAGAUCAGCACCGCAAAUCCCUGCUCGGGGAGUUUAUCCAAAACCUCUCGGGUGAGUCCCCGGGCUUAGGCUCUGCUGGAAGCGGCGCCUUCCUUGGUGCAAGAGGAAAAGAUCUCGGUGCCUUUUGGACAAAACGCGGCUCUGGCUCUGCUGCCCCGGCCCGGCGGGGGAUGGAUCCCCGCUCCCAAAUGCCAAAGGACGCGGCCGGCGGCCCGGAGCUGCCCCGGGGCUGCGGGACCCCGGCGUAGGGCCGCUGCCCUCUGGGUGCUGCCGUUUUGAAUUAGCUUUUAAAACCCACGAGUACGAGAGCGGUGGGAACGGAGAGCUGGGCACGGUGGAGUGAGCACAAGGAGCACUGAGGCCAGCACUGGGGAGACACUGUCCCCUGAGCUGGCAGGGACACGGAGCAGGGACCGGCCAGGACCCUCCAGGGAUCAGCCCAGGGGCGUUCUGUGCCGUCGGCGAUGCGAGCGAUGGCAGACCAGGCUGCGGCGGCAGCAGACGCCUCUCCAGCCCUGGCACCGUGCCCGGGCUCACCUCGGCGUGGCGACAUCGAGGGACCGACGCCCCACGCCGGCGGCACCAGGGAGGACGGAGGCGGCCGGGAUGGCUGCGGGCUCCUUCCCUCGGCGGACGGGGACACGAAACGUCCCCCCUCGCCCCAGCCCGGCGGGAUGCUCCUGGCCGACCUCCCGCGGGCCCCCCAGCCCCGGCUGAGCCCGGCCAAGUCGCGCACGGCUCCGCCGUCGCCCAGCGUGUCGCCGUCGGAGAGCCGAGCCGCGCUGCUCCGGCUGCGCGACGCCAGGCUGGAGGACACGAGAAGGCGGCUGUCGGAGGCCGUGCAGGAGCCCCUGAGCCGCCUGAGCCGCCUGAUGGCCGAGGACAGCAGCCCCCCGGGCCGGGCCAAGGAGCCGGGGGGCAGCCCCGGGGGCGGCCGCGGGGCCGGGAGCCGCCGGCUGCGGGACUGGACGCCCUGGGAGCCCACCCUGAACUGCCGCUACGAGAUCUGCUCCUACGGGGACGUGAUCCAGGUGGUGGAGGUGGCGCAGAGGGACACGGACCCGCCGCUCCCGGCGCCCGAGGAGCCUCCGGCGGCGCGGUCCGGGGGCUCGGUGCCGGGCAGAGCGCUCGCCGGCAUCGCCCUCCUUGCCUACGGCUACCUGGUGCUGCCGCUGCCGCCCUACGCCGCCGGGCUCUGCGUGGGGCUGCUCUGCGGGCUGCUGCUGGGCUUCCUCGCCAUCCUCCUCCUCGUGCCCAAGGCCCCGCCGGCCGCUCGGGGACCCUGGGGCCGCCUGCGCCCCAAGCUGCUCCCGGGGGAGCCGCGGGAAGCCCCCCACCUCCAGGGCUGGAUGAACCAGCUGCACGUGUACGACCCCGAGCUGUUCCACCCGUCGCUCACGCACUCGGUGCUCGCCGUGCUGGACGGGGCCACCCUCAAGCUGUCCUACCCCAAGAGCAACAUCCCGCGCCGAGCCACCUUCGAGGAGGAGAUCCUGGACGCCGUUUUCGUCAGCCACCGCUACUACGACCUGACGGAUGCCAAGGUCUUCCUGUGCCCCCCCAGCCUGGCCCGAAAGCGGACGUGGAACAAGAAAUAUCCCAUCUGCGUGCUGCUCCCCGAGCCGGCCGAGGGAGAGGGCGGCGAGCAGCGGGACACGGAGCCGCAGGGGGAGGAGGGGAGCAGGAAGGUGCCGGUGGCCGGGCAGGACACCCCGGGGGACGGCAGGGACAGGUGCCUGUACCUGUUUGGGCGGACGGGGCGGGAGAAGGAGGAGUGGUACCAGCACCUCGUGCAAGCCUCCCGUGGGACAGCCAGCAGCCACGGUGACACCAGGGCAGGCACUGGAUGGACCCCGCAGAGCAGCGGCAGCAGCAGCGGGGGCAGUGCCGAGGACAUCCCAUCCACAGAUCCCUCCAGGGAUGUGUCAGGGAGCACUGAGGAGAUUUACCUGGACUACAGCACCUACAUGGCCCGCUUUGUGCCAGCACAGGGGGCAGCCAGCCCGGAGAGGAGCCCCUCUCACGGAGCUUUGGGCAGCCCCACGCCCACAAAGGGGCUGGUGGCUGCUGUCCCCUCCCAGGAGGACACAGCCAGCAUGGCCUGGAUGAACGCGCUGGUGGCACGCAUCUUCUGGGACUUCCUGCGGGAGCAAUACUGGGCAGAGCAGGUGUCCAACAAGAUCCAGAAGAAGCUGAGCAAGAUCAAGCUCCCGUAUUUCAUGAACGAGCUGACGCUGACAGAGCUGGACAUGGGCACAUCCAUCCCUUCAGUGCUCAGUGCCUCCAACCCCACCAUCAAUGAGCGAGGGCUCUGGGUGGACAUGGAGGUCACCUACAGCGGCUCCUUGCAGAUGACACUGGAGACAAAGAUGAACCUCAGCAAGCUGGGGAAGGAGAGCUCUUCAGAGGAGAGCGGCCCUGCAGAGGCAGGCAGAGAGGGGGCCAGGCCACGGCUGAUCCUGCUGGCAGACAGCGACGCCGAGUCGUCCAGCGCCGGCUCCUCCGACGAGGAAGAUGCCCCCAGUGCAGAGCCCGUGGGUCCGGGGGAGCGGCUCCCCCCGCCCGGCACCGAGGGGCACGUCAGCGGGAACAGCACGAGCAGGAAGAUCCUGCGCUUCGUGGAUAAGAUCGCCAAGUCCAAGUACUUCCAGAAGGCCACGGAGAACGAGUUCAUCAAGAAGAAGAUGGAGGAGGUGUCCAACACGCCGCUGCUGCUGACGGUGGAGGUGCAGGAGCUGGCAGGAACCCUGGCCGUGAACAUCCCCCCGCCACCCACCGACCGUGUCUGGUACAGCUUCCGAGUGCCCCCGCAGCUGGAGCUGAAGGUGCGCCCCAAGCUGGGCGAGCGGGAGGUGACAUUCCUGCAUGUCACCGAGUGGAUCGAGAAGAAGCUGAAGCACGAGUUCCAGAAAAUUUUGGUGAUGCCAAACAUGGACGAUCUCAUCAUUCCCAUCAUGCGCUCUGGCCUGGAUCCUUGGCCCCCCACCACGGGACUGCCUGGGGACCCGCCAGCCACGGGGGACAGGAGGCUCUGAAGCACAACCCCAGGGGCAGGGACACUGCCCAGAGCUCAGGGACCUCGCUGGGACACAGGACAGCCGGGCCUGGCCGCUGCCUGCACCCAGGGCUGUGCCUGGAUUCAUCCUCAUGCUCUGCUUGUGCAGAUGAGCCUCCUCAGAUCCUGCAAGCACACGUUCAGGGCACAGCCAGGCUGCUGGAGACCCAGGAAUUCCACGGCCACGCUCCAGGACUCCUGGCCAAGCAGGCAGCUCCGGGCAGUGGAGGGCUGGGCUUCCCACUGUCUGGUUCCAAAGAGGGUGCAGGACACCUGGAUCACGGCACUGAAGCAGUUGGGAUCAUUGCUGAUCCAAAAUUCCCAGCUCCAGGGCAUCCCCCCUCCCCGCAGGCAGCUGGGCUGCAAGGACAGCAUGGGUGGGAAAGGCUCCCAGGUGAAUAAAUCCA
This is a messenger RNA of Serinus canaria (Common canary), 3852 nucleotides long. RefSeq names its product testis-expressed protein 2-like. Lineage: Eukaryota; Metazoa; Chordata; Aves; Passeriformes; Fringillidae. The record is from RefSeq and is a predicted model, not a curated record. Gene Ontology annotation, cellular component: endoplasmic reticulum. Gene Ontology annotation, molecular function: lipid binding.